CUUCGGAAAGAAAUGUCGUCUGAUGCUAUUUGGAUGUCAGAAAAGACGCCUCCCGAGUAGGCGCCGACCAUGCCAUGGCCAUGUUUAGAAAAUCGACACAUGGAGAUGUUAGGAAAUCCGCACAAAAAGUUUCUGAUCCAAAGAAAGAUACGCCAACCCGUCUGAAACACUUAAAAGUUGUGCUAGAAAAUUAUGACAUUCAGGAGGUGAAAGGAUUCUUUGAAAAUAACUACUCCCACAUCUACUAUAUCUUCUAUGAGGUGUUUGUCAAUGUGGAAACAGACCUUAAACAGAGAGCAAACAAAGCACACAGAGAAGAAUUGGAAUCCAUUCUUCAAAUAUUUGAGAAAAUUUUGUUAGUUCUGCCAGAGCUAAUUCAUAAAAGAUGGAUGUUUCACAGCAUUGGUCGGAUUUUAAAGAAGUUGCUGCAUCCUGGAAACAGUCUGAAGCUUCGUCGAGAGGGUGUGAGACUGUUUAUGAUCUGGUAUCAGAUCCUUCAGGAGAACGCCUCAGACGACUGUCACCAAAUGUUCUUCAAACUGGUACCUGGCCUGGGAGACACCGAAACCUUCAAGGCCUUUGAUGCUCGCUUUGGCAAUUACGUGGCUGACAGUUAUGGGGGCAUCAUUGCUGCUGGUGAAAUUGCUCCAAUUUAUCUGGUCACUGGAGAAAAACAGCCAGAGAACCUGACAAAGUAUUUUCUGGAAGCCCUGUUAACCUUCAUGGUGUCUGAGGUCACCAAAGUUGAGUGGAUGAACAAGGAGAUGCGGGAGACCAGCUUCGUGUUUCUGUUUGACAAGUUUAAAGAAUCCUACCUAAAAUGUUUACUGCCUGACUUCAGAAAGGACCGCAGUGUAUAUGUUCCCACGUUAGAAAUCCCAAUAUGGAGAAAGUUGGAAGCUGUUCACACAGAGGAUGUUCCCAGCUAUGUGGCAGCCUGUCAAGAUUCCUUUAUUAAAUGGCUGGCCAACUUUGCCAUCACUUCAAGGAGACCAGAAGUGCCUGUAGGACCUGCCAACAGGUCAGAUGAAGAUGGCAAGGAGAGCUCAGAUGAAAAGGUAGACAACUCUGAGCAGCAAUCUGGUAGUCAGAGCAGCACACUGACCAGUGGUUCUCAGGCUGUGGAGAAGGACUCCGCUGACUCGAGUCUCUGCAGCGAUGAACACAGCCAGUCUGAGUACGAGAUUGUCCGUGGAGUUCUCUACUCUACAAGGGAGAAUGUGAACAUUGUACAGGAAAUCUUCAGACAGGCACUCCUGUUCUCCUUUGAGCAUGCAGCAGCCAUGAAGAGAGUUAUCAGUGUAUACAAAGACUGGUUUCAGCAUGUAGAGCAGCGGCCCGUGUUUAUGCAGGAACCAAGUGUGGAUGUGACUUCGGGUCUGGAACAGAGAGGAACACCUGAAUUCCACCACAGUAGUCUCUCUGACAUCAUUGAGGAGAGUUCAUCUGGAGAUUCGUCUCCCUUGCCCUCCACACCUCGCCAGAUGGUUUCCUUAGAGUUACCAGAGAGACAGAGAACAGUGAGGAAUGCCUCUUACCUGGGUGCGAUCCAGGACCUGGCAGACAGCGGGGAUGAGAGUCACAUGGACGUCAAGGCAGGGCUUCAGCGCGUCUGUCAGGUGUUCAUAACGAAUGCCGCUAAUGUGUUCCUGCAGGAGGUCCAUGAUGAGAACCUUUUAAAUGAACAGGUGGAUUUGUGUAAGAGAGUCCUCAAUAUCUACAGAUAUAUCGUCAUGAACAUACCCAUACAGCAGCAGACAUGGGAGCAGAUAUUGAGGGUACUAUUAGGCAUCACCUCGGGAGUUCUCAGGGAAUGUCCCCCUAAAGACAAGAGUAAGACCCUGGGAGGACGACUUGCUCAGCCUAUUUUCCAGACAUUGAUAGUAACGUGGAUUAAGGCCAACCUGAAUGUGUUCAUCAGCUGUAAGCUGUGGGACCUGUUCCUAGAGGUGCUGUCCUCUCUCACCCACUGGGAGGAGCUUAUCAGAGAGUGGGCUAAAACAAUGGAGACGUUGACACGAGUGCUGGCUAAACAUGUGUAUAACCUGGACCUGUUAGACCUGCCCUUACAGAGGCUGAGUGAGCAGAAGGAAAAAAGACGGCGUGGCAGGAGUCAAGGCCCACCAAAAGUUCAGAAUAAGGAUAAGACGUUCUCGCGAGCUAUUCUGUCACCUGCAAAGGCACCCUCUGCGACUGCAGCAAACGCCUCACCAGCCGGGGUUGAUGUGCCAUUUGAGCGAGGGAAGUCAAGAUCAGAAGGUGCAGGUGGUAAUAAACCCCGCCCAGAAAUGUCAAAACAGCGAUCCCUGAGCGGUGAACCUUCCCCUGCCCACUCCCGUUCUGCUUCCAAUUCCUCGGACAUAGCUCUCCCACGCAGUAGCAGUGACAGUAACCUCAUCAGCCCUGAGCCUGAAGAAUCUCUCAAAGGUACCAGUUUUAGCAGCGAUGUUAGUGCCAAGUCAUCCGACACCUCAUACAGCCUGGCCUCCGAAGGUGCAGGCCUGGAGGACCAGGAAGUGGCCAGUGUGACGGCCAGCCUCCUCACAGACUCCAGCAGUGUAGCCAGUGUGGACAGCACAGGGGUUCACUAUAUCCAGAUGGAGAAUGCUGGGGAGAACUGUGGUGAAAAGUCCGACUCAGAUACUGUUAUACGAUCCUCCCAGACUCCAUCGCCCCUCUCCGUGCACUCUAAGUCUGGCUCGCGCACCCCUUCCCCCACUAGCGAGCUGACGGGAGAUGCUCGCCACAUGAGCUGCCCCACCCCUGACCGAGACAGCCUGCACAUAGAGGUUGUGGCCACCACAGAAGACUCAACUCUACCUAAAGACACAGAGUCUGAGAACUACGAGGAGUUCAAGAGCGUUUUAGCGGGUGGGACAGUUCAGGGUUGGACCCCGGAUGUGGCCGUCAUCCUGUGGAGGAGAAUGCUAGGUUCCCUGGGCGACAUCAAUAAGAUCAAAGACCCCAGUAUUCACGCCACCGUAUUCGACUACCUCUGUGAUAUUUUAGAAACUUUACUCAAGAUACGCGAUAAUCAGUCAGUAACCCAUGACAACCAAAGUUCCCCGCCCCCUCCAGAACUCAUCCCUCCACAGCUCCUUCUUGCCCCUUGGCUCUUCGAGGCUCUGAAGUUACCCGACACACACAAGCGAGGGAAACUGUCAGCAUAUCAGCUUAUCUGUUGGAUGCUUGUACAAUCACAUGACAUGCCACUGGAACAGCCAAUGGUAGCCAAGCUUUAUCAAGUGUUGCAUCAUGGGCUGGUUUCUUCAGAUCAGGAUGUUGUUAAUGUCAUUGUGCGUCACAGUGCGGCUAAGUUUUUCACAGUACCUCUCCCAGGCAGCACAGUUUUACUGUUGGAUUUUAUCCAUGCCGCGGGAACAAUUGUGUCCAAAACAGAUGCUUUGGAGUUGUAUGCUCCACGCACUGCCGCUGUGUCCUUAUUGGGCAGUUUGAUCUGCUUCCCAAAUCACUUUGGACCAAUCCCUGUGCUCCAACCCAUUCAAACUGAUCUCUCUGUCAUCUCGUGCAAUAAUUCCAAGGACCAGAUCAUUCAUCUCUUAUUGGAAGCUGGAAGUAAAGAACCCACAGGAUUAGCCAAAUGCAUAUCAGUCAGCAGCCUGGGUGUGUUUCUGUAUGAGGAACUCACACAUGGAACUCUUCACCCCAAGCUGAAGGAGGCCAUCAAUGUUUUACUUAAUGCUUUACGGUGCUCAGACAGGCAGGUGGGGAAAGUUGCUUCAGAAACCCUGUUUGUGUUAUGUGAUCAUGUCAAUACACUACUCAACUAUCACCCUGAUUUACCAAAGAAAAUUAUUGAGGUAAUUGCUUCUAACAUAUCAGCAAUGAUACCUGGUGUGGAGUCCUCUGGGUCAGAAGAGGACAAAAAGCUACUAGUCUCCAUGAUGUUCUGUAUGAUAGAGUGGGUGAUGAGGGUGCCAAUGCCACUGUUGUUGGAAACAUCAGAUACGGACAAAUCCUGUAUUUAUAAAGUCUUCAGGGUGUUGAAGGCCGCUGACACUGGUCAGACCACAGCUUCCUUAGCCCGUGGGAGUGUGUUUUCCCUGGUGGAACUGGCUCCAGACACUGACCCUAACCUACUAAAGGAAUCACCCCAGAGCACUGGAUCAAGCUCGCCCCGAGUGGGUAUUCGGGAGAGUCCCCUGGGGCCCAGUGAGCACCCAGUCAGACCCUUGUCUCCCGCUCCCCGGGAAUCUAGUCAUCACAGACCCCAGCCAGAUGGCGUCAAACUAGCAGCUAGAUUUCUAAUGACCCACCUGGUUAACCAGCUCUGCCACUUCCCUAUGGGUUCUGGGGCAGCCCGGCUCAACAGCAACAUACAAGAAUAUCAUGAUAACCCAGACACGCCCUUUAACGACCUCAUACCAGAGAUAUUUUCAGCCCCUAAUGUGCAGUUCUUCGUUCUGAAUCACAAAACUCUGAUAUCAUUUGUGGAGCUACCAGCAUUGGUAGACGUACCGGGUGGAGGUGUGACUGCGGGGCUAUCAACAGCCAAGACAGUGGCGAGGGUCAUCCUGAGGGACCUCAGCGGAAAGUUCUGCUGGGAAAACUCGGUGCUUUAUGGACCUCCUUGGUGUCACAGGGGAUAUGUCGUACCAGACUCUGUCUCAGGCUGCUCACUCCACUCAGACAUGGGCAUGGAUCCGUUAAUAAUUGACGACUCGGAUACCUCGCUCCCCAGAGAACCAACCAAUCAGAGGGCUUUGUCAAACCUCCCGCUCUAUGAGAACACCAGACAUUGGGAUGAUAACCUUAAUCAUCUAUUGGGUUACAUUGGCCAGACAAGUCCUGAGUGUCACCUUAUCCCAGGGGAGGCACUAAACAUCCCUGCACCACUCCCUGAGGUGCUCCAAAAUGAGUCCCAGUCCAUCAUGGCCGAUAUGGUGCUCACACAGAAGGAAGCAGAGACCAAGUUCUACAACACACAUAAGGCUGAUGCCAAACGGUCAGAGAUGUUCCCUAUGCUGGCCAAGCCUCAGUGCCCUACUGACACAGCUGAACCUGUCUCUCCAUUCCACAUGUGCCGUCUGCUCUUGGACCAAAUCGGACUCCUCUCCUGGGAGAAAAGGUGUGAUUUUGAUUUGCUCAAGAAAAGCGACAAACUUUUGAGAGAACUCAAACACUUAGACGGCCAAAAGUGCCGUGAAACUCACAAAAUAGCAGUGGUGUAUGUUGCCGAGGGCCAGGAAGACAAAAACUCUAUCCUGUCCAACUGCGGAGGGAGCCGGGCUUAUGAGGACUUUGUGGCAGCUUUGGGAUGGGAGGUUGAUUUGGAGAAUCACCAGGGCUUUCUGGGCGGGUUACAUCAGAACCGGACGACAGGGGACACUGCGCCAUAUUACGCCACCUCUAGUUAUGAGGUUGUCUUUCACGUGUCCACACGCCUACCUUCAAACAAUGAGGAAGCCAAUCACAGAAAGAUGAAACAUUUGGGAAAUGAUGAGGUUCACAUCAUCUGGUCUGAGCACAGAAGAGAGUACAGACGAGGAAUCAUACCUACAGAGUUUGGGGACGUCCUGCUGAUCAUCUACCCUCUUCACAAUGGGCUAUACAGGAUACAGAUCAACAGAAAGCCAGAGGUGCCAUACUUUGGGCCCCUUUUUAACGGUGCAAUACUGGAUAACAGGGUGUUGCCAGGUCUUGUCCGAGCCACAGCAGUCAACGCUAGUCGAGUUAAACGUGGCCUUAUCCCAGGAUUCCACUCCCACUUUGAGGAGAGGUACAGAAGCCUGGACACCAUCAUCCAGCACCAUCUUCAGCCAACCACUUUUGAGGACUUUGCCGCCAAUGUCUUCGCUCCUGUGCUCACUCAGCCAACCACAACUUUUGACCAAGUGAAGCUGGAGACAUCUGUUAGUGCUCAAGACUUGGCCAAAUCGGCAACCAAUCAGCUACCUUCACCGUCAGGUUCCCGCCAAUCACGAGUGCCAAUGUCGUUGCCUCUCCGUCCAAAGUUUUCCCACCUUAAACGCCGAAGAGUUCCCUCUCCUGACUUUUCUGAGCACAUUGGAAUAGCCGGGGAGUCUGAGAUGUCUGUGUUUGAGAGUGCCAGUAACCUCGCUGCGGAGACUUUCAUCCGAACAGCACGUCGCUUGUCGCUCAAGGGACGACGGACUUCAUCAACCAAGGGAACACAUCCCAUCUCACCACCCGAGAGCCCAAAAGGAGCAAAAAAAUAAUAUCAGGCUUCUUAUUUUUAUAAUGUAACAGUAAUGAUAUAUGAAGUCAGUGUCGAAGGUCACAGGUUUAAGUAUAGUCACGCAUCGACACACACAAAUGUGGGUGAUUUGUGAGCAAAUUGUGCAGUUGAUUGCAUAAACCCGAGGGUUGUUUCAAGUGCUUUAAUUAAUUUGUGUUGUAUUAGGUAUAAUUUAACAGUGUAGUAAAACAGUGUAUUUUCAUGUACCCUCUGUAAAUUGUUUGUGUACUUUAUGGUUUUGCAGCUAGGUUGAUUCCUGUAGGUCGUGGUGUUGUCCUCGUACCACUGUGUCUACUUUAAUGUACCUGUCUGCUUUCUACAUGGGUUUGUAUAGGAACUUAACAUAGUACAUUCAAACUCGGUGUAACAUUAGCCGUUGUGACAUGUCUGGUCAAAAUUCAGCAUAUUCAGGUUUCUAUCAACAUUGUCGGGGAAAACGCUCACUGUUAUUCAUUUGGUAAAGAUGGCAAGUACAGUUGCAUUAUACUGCAAAAUGUAAUAUAUCGUAAUUAACUUUUACAAAAUGUCAUCUAUUGUAAUUGAAAAUGUUACAUUCUCUGGCAAACAUUCUAAAGACACAUUAACAUUGAUACUUCUGAUGGAUAGUACAGUGUUUGGUAUGUGCUUUCAGCAAGUACUUGUGUAAUGAAUUCGGGUAGCAUUGUUUCAUAAAAGGUGUACUAGUUAGAAGCAAUUUCUAACUUCUGAAUGUGUGUGGAUUAUUUGAAGCAGUUGUAUUGUGACAGGUUGAAUUGUAUUGUAUCAACACCCAGUGUCAGUCAAAUGUCCAGAGGUGUGUUGGUGUACACUGUUUGGUUUUACAUGGUUACAAAAGGAGUGCUGAAGGGGAAAUGGCCAUGCUUUUGUAACUUUAUAUUUUGAGUAAUACUUUUAAGCUAUGAUGUUGCUUGAGUUUGCUUACCUUUGUAUAUAAAUAUAGUAUAAAAUAGCACGUCCCGGUAUCAUGGAGCGAUCUUAGACUUAAGUCAAACUUUUAAUCAUUAAAUUUGGUAUGUUCCUUUCCGUUAUUUCAGCUCAAAUUUGUUGUGCAAUAACUUACCCAAAAUUAACGUUGCCAAGCAAUAUUUUGACCUUGUUACAUUAGAAAUAACAAUUUUAAAGUUAUUUGACAUUUUGACUUCAGUCUAAGAUCGCUUCGUGAUUUCGGGGCCAGCAGACUAUUCAAGCUUCCUAUGUUGAACAUUAGACUAGAGCCAUCAAGAUAAAGUGUUCCACAAUUGUUUAAGUAUUUUCUGACUGCAAUGCAGUGCUUUCUUUCGCUUUUUAAGCUACAUGUGUGUACCAGUGAACAAAAUGCUUUACUAGAGGAUUAUUUUAUCACGAAACUUGGUUGUUCAGUUUUAGUUUAAUCACUGUUUUAGCUAUAAUGUUCUGCCACUCUUGUAAUGUUGCAUGUGUUCAACACAAUAAUAUUUAACUUGAAGGAAACUUUUGUUUAACAAAUUACUUUCAUAUUAUCUUAAACUUACAUGUAUUCUUCUUGAAAUAGAUGUAUGUAUGUGUUUUUCUUGUGUCUGAUACUGCAGAUUUCUAGAUUUACCUGGAUGCUUCAUGGGGACUUUAUAACUGUUAAUACAGCGCCAAGAACGAUGCCAGUAAAGACUUUCUUAUGGUAACACC
Liolophura sinensis is the source of this 7861-nucleotide messenger RNA. Its product is annotated as ral GTPase-activating protein subunit alpha-1-like. NCBI's taxonomy places the organism in Eukaryota, Metazoa, Mollusca, Polyplacophora, Chitonida, Chitonidae. Gene Ontology annotation, biological process: regulation of small GTPase mediated signal transduction; positive regulation of GTPase activity. Gene Ontology annotation, molecular function: GTPase activator activity. Gene Ontology annotation, cellular component: cytoplasm; nucleus. The record is from RefSeq and is a predicted model, not a curated record.